Messenger RNA from Aegilops tauschii subsp. strangulata, 1197 nucleotides. RefSeq lists its product as uncharacterized. The record is from RefSeq and is a predicted model, not a curated record. NCBI's taxonomy places the organism in Eukaryota, Viridiplantae, Streptophyta, Magnoliopsida, Poales, Poaceae.
GUCCUCUUCUCUUCCCCCAUUCCUUCCACCACCAUCUCUCCCGACCAUAAGGCGGAAUCUCGAUCCCUUCCACCACCCUAGCGCCUCGCCUCCAUCUCCACACCAAGGAUACGCACACCCAUUCGUCCCACGCAAGGCGCGAUGGAGCGGCGGCCAGAGCUGCGGCGGUCGAUGACGCUCUCGGAGCAGCUGUCCAGGCCCGACCCGGCCAUCCGCGAGUUCCUCAAGAUCCCCGACGACAACAGCCACCUGAGCGCUGACGCUGGAGGAGGUGGAGGCAGCGGCGGCACGAUCAACUGGAAGCCGCUGCGCGACCGUCUCCGGCUCCGGCGCUCCGUGAACGCCUGGUCCAGCCCGUCGGAGAGGCCCAGCACGGCGGACGGCGCCGGUAGCCUGAAGAACAGCGGCAGCGGCAGCAACCGCAGCCACAAGUACAUCUACGCGCAAGGUGAGGCCACGGCGGCCUUCUGCCGCACCUCCUCGCUCCGCCAGACUCCCGCAUUCUCGCGCGCGGCCUCCAAUCGUGUGGGUUCCAACGCCACGAUCGGGCGCUCUCCCCCCGUGGUCGGCGACGAGGGCUCCGAGGACGAGUCAGAUCAGGACGAGGACGAGGAGGAAGGCAAGGAGGAGGAGGAGGCGCCGACGGCGCAGAUGUCCCUGAUGGCGCUGCUGGAGCAGACGGACAGCUGGGACGAGGAGGAGGAGGAGGAGCAGGCCGCGGCAGGCGCCGGGGCCAGCAGCAAGAACGCGCACGCCGAGGAGGAGGAGGAGGACGGCGAGGGGCGCGAGGAGGAGAUGGUGCACGUGUGCUGCGUGUGCAUGGUGCGGCACAAGGGCGCGGCCUUCAUCCCGUGCGGCCACACAUUCUGCCGCCUGUGCUCCCGCGAGCUCUGGGUCAGCCGCGGCAACUGCCCGCUCUGCAACGGCUUCAUCCAGGAGAUCCUCGACAUCUUCUGAUCAAACCAACCUCAUCUUCCUAUCUGUCCGUCCGACUCUUGAUUCUUCGGAGGUUGAUGGCGAGUGAACGGCCAACGCGCCACCCUGCUCUGAAACUGAGACCCGUGUCAUAUCGUAGGUAAAUUGGUACAUCAAUCAACAUGAUGACGCUCUGUCUGCGAUUUAUUUCUGGAAUAUGAUUAACUGUAUCAAGUGUACUUAGUAAUGUUUUGGAAUAAGAAUGGGAUGCCUACAAUGAUA